This is a messenger RNA of Panicum hallii, 800 nucleotides long. RefSeq lists its product as uncharacterized. Bases 96 to 404 code for a protein of 102 amino acids. The transcript has a single exon. The record is from RefSeq and is a predicted model, not a curated record. NCBI's taxonomy places the organism in Eukaryota, Viridiplantae, Streptophyta, Magnoliopsida, Poales, Poaceae.
ACCCUGUCGCAACAAACCACCAGCCAAUUUGGAGGCCAGCAAUCGUAGCAGCCGAGCCAACCCCUGCAGGCCAGCAGCUCCUGCAGCCAAGAAGCAUGGGUUCCCUGGGACCUAGCGUGGUGACCCUGCAGCAGCAGAAGCAGCAGCCCAAUAAGGCCGGCAAGCCCGCGGCGGCGGCCGCCGGCGAGCAGCAGCAGGCAGGCGGUAGCAGCAGCUGCGGCGGCGGCGGUGGGUUCUUCCGGAUGCCGCUGCACUACCCGCGGUACAAGAGGGCGGACUACGAGGCGAUGCCGGAGUGGCGCGUGGACUGCCUGCUCCGCGAGUACGGCCUCCCCGUCGCCGGCGACCUCCGCGCCAAGCGGGAGUUCGCCAUGGGCGCCUUCCUCUGGCCCGGCCAGUACUGAUGGCUGCAUUGUUUGUUGUUGGCGCCGUCCCGCAUCGUGGAAGCAUCGAUGGAGAUUCUAUUUCUCCCCCGAUCGAUGGUUGCCAUUGGAGUGAGUGAGUAUGAACUUUGUUCGUCGUCCCGUGAUCGAAUCUCCUGCGGGAUUAUCAUCGAUCGUGAUGAAAUAAUUUCGCCGAUCUCCCCUUCACCUCGCGUGCAUCGAUCGUCGUCGAAUCGGCAAAUUCAGUAGCAUCUGUUCCUGCCAGCCUAUGUACUUUAUGUAUGGAAAGACGUUGCCGCGUGGUAGUAGUUGUGAACUUGUGACUGCUAUUCGCAUGUCAUCUGAAGGGCUGCAUAUAUGUACUAUGCGUGUGAUGAUUAUUCGACCUAAUAUGGGUUAGGCAAGCCUUGUUUCUUA